AUGGCAUCAACACUGGUUAAGUCAAAUAAGAUGAAGAGGAUGGAAUCAAAAAAGUUGUACUCAUGGUGGUGGAAUAGCCACAUUAGUCCCAAAAACUCUAAGUGGUUACAAGAUAAUCUUGAAGGUAGUCGACUUCCUUUCUUUCUGAGUGAGGUGUUAACGUAUAAUGGCAUCAACACUGGUAAGAAACCGCAUGCUGUUUAUCUUUCCUUUUUAAGCAAUCAUAUGAAAUUAUCGUACAUGGGUUUGGUUAAGUCAAAUAAGAUGAAGAGGAUGGAAUCAAAAAAGUCGUACUCAUGGUGGUGGAAUAGCCACAUUAGUCCCAAAAACUCUAAGUGGUUACAAGAUAAUCUUGAAGAAAUGGACCAGAAAGUCAAACUGAUGUUAAAACUCAUAGAAGAGGAUGCAGAUUCAUUUGCUAGAAGGGCUGAAAUGUACUAUCAGAAGAGACCAGAGUUGAUAAGUCUUGUUGAAGAGUUUUAUCGAAUGUAUCGAGCACUAGCUGAACGUUAUGAUCUUGUGACUGGAGAACUUCGGAAGAGUAUUCCAUCUGAUCUCCAAUCUCAGGGAUCUGGAAUAUCUGAUGUGGGAUCUGAACCGCCAUCCUCAUUGCCAUCCCCCGAUCGAAAUCCGAGUCGUCCCAAAUCCGGUGCUCUCUUUCUUGGUACUGGUGGAAGUGGCUCGGAUUUAAAUAAAGUAGAUGGUUCAUCUACAUCUGAUUCUGAAUCUGUCUCGGAUGAUUCCUCUGUUAACAAUUCCUCUGGCACACAGAGCAAUGUUGAGGAACUUGAGUUGCGUCAGAGGAUUUCUGAAUUGGAGACUGAGCUUUCGGAUGUGAAAGAAAGACUCAAGAUGCAACAGAAAGAGAUUUCUGAAGGCUCUUUUAUGAAAUCGUCCAAUGGAAAUUCUGAAGCUCUUGCUAGAGUAGCGGCAUAUGAAGAAGAUUUGAGGAUUGCAAAGGAUAAGAUUCAGCUAUUUGAAGAGGAAAAUAGUCGUUUGUUGAUUGAGCUUCAGAAGUAUAGAUCUCUUAAAGAUGGUGAAGUGGAGCAAAAUCAGGUCAGAGGGCUUCAAGAAAGCAAUGAUGGAUCAAAAGCUGAUGAUUUUGACCCAGUGAACAAAAUUCGGACACUCGAGGAAGAGCUGAAAAUUACGCAAGAGAAGCUGCAUGAGUCGGAAAAGGAAGUUGUAAGCUUAAGGGACGAAAUCGAGUGCAAUGGGUCAUCUAUUCAACAUUUGCAAGAUCAACUUAAAUCAGCCCAAAAGGAGAUUUCCAUCUGCAUAAUUAAACUCGAGAAUGAAAAAAAUGAGGUUUCAAAGCUGCAGGAUCAAAUAGAGAGGUACAAAUCCAAUCUUGCUGACAGAGAUCAAGAAAUCUGGGGAUUGAAAGAAGCAAAUUCAAAUGCCAGUAAGAGCUUAUCCGAAGAAAAUAAGCAACUUCAAUCAGAUUUAACUAUAUUAUCGAAGGAACGAUCUUAUUUGGAGAAUAACCUAAAAGAAUUGGAUUUGCACUGCCAAUCCUUAGAGGAGAAUGUCAGACGAGCCGAAGCUGGAAAAGCAGAGACGGAAGUUAUGCUUGGAGCUCAAAAUGAGCAGUUGAAGGCUGAGAUUUCCGAGAAAAAAGAUCACAUUGAAGAAUUAAAUAAAAUCCUUGAAGCCUUAAAACUGAAUUACAACAUGCUGAGGUCUGAGAAAGACAGUCGUGAUGCCAAGAUCGGUACACUUUCUGCAGAGAUUGGUUUGAAAGAUGACCAAAUCGAUCAAAUGAAGAAUCAUUUGCAUCAAUUACAUAUGGAGCAUGUUGAAUUGAUUGUUGCUGCUGAAGGGUCACAUAAAAUGACAGAGAAGUUACGUACAAGAGUUGAAGAAUUGGAGACAGAGGUCAAGAGAAAAGAAGAAGUUAUUCGGGAAGGAGCAGAAGAGAAACGAGAGGCUAUAAGGCAGCUUUGCUUAUCACUUGAACAUUAUCGAAAUGGUUAUCAUUGGCUUCGUCAGGCUGUUAUCAGUCUCAAGCGAGUACCCGUAAUGGCAUCCUAG
Fraxinus pennsylvanica is the source of this 2034-nucleotide messenger RNA. NCBI's taxonomy places the organism in Eukaryota, Viridiplantae, Streptophyta, Magnoliopsida, Lamiales, Oleaceae. The record is from the annotation of a GenBank genome assembly.